UAGUCAUUUAAAUCGUCAGCGCUUCAUUCAAAUCACUGAUCUGAAUGCGGAAUAUAGCAGGGAAAAUAUAUGGAUAAAAUCACCAUGGAGAAUGACAGUGAUACAAAAAUGUCAUCAAGUUCGAUAGAUGACCUAGCUUUGAUCGAGAAUGAAACUUUUGACUUUGACUUGCCUGUGUCACCUCAAGAAUGUCAUGGUGGCCAGUUGAUAGAUAUCUGGGAGAAAGAUGACGAGAUGGUAGAGGAUGAAGAUGAGGUUUUCAUUGGGCCGGUAGGGUUCAAAGAAAAGUGUGUGGCCACGAAUGCAGAGCUGGCCAUCGCAGAGCAAAAGCCCAUGAGCCCCCCAACGGCAGAGCAAUACGCAUCUCUCUUUAAAGAGGCAAUGUCUGUCUCACUUGAGCUGCAGCGUAACUCCUCCAAGAGUAGAUCAUCCUCCUCAAACAGUUCCGACUCGGAUUCCUCGUUAACAAAGGCCAGUGGGCGGAAAACCAGCGUUGCCCCUGCAUUGGACAGUAUCCAGGAGAGUUCAGGUGCCAUGAAAGAGAGGAAGGUAGGAGAGAAGUAUGCAAGAUGUGAAGCUGCUGGAGAUUCAAAGUCUGAAUUGGAGUGCUUCAAGCGUGAGGUGAAGAAAGAGAUUCGUUGCCCUGUGCGACGCGGCACUGUCACCAUAGCCACCAACGUGCCAAGUCCCUACCCUACAGCGAAAGAUUGUACAAACACUGAACCAAAGAGAGAUCCUCCUGCCAAGGUACUCCAUCCUCGGCCUCCUGCGCAGGGUGUAAAGCCGAGAGGUAGGGGAUCCAUGCUACCUACCAGGGGGCUACGCAGACCAGCCCCUGUGUCUGCUAGACAGGGUGACGACUCUGCUGCUCCACAUAACUAUAGACCUGAGAUUGGAACAACAAAUCCCCAAGGUAGCACCAAGAUACCAAGCAGUGGAAUUCAGAAGCCUGCGGUCAAGAAAUUGGUGAACCCUAAAGUAUCUGGUCUGAAGAGACCAGGUUUCACAAGCGGAAGCAAGUCAACAAAUGGUGUCUCUUCAGAAGCUAAGACAGAUUCUGUGCCAGCCACCAAGCUUCCCACCAAGAAGAUAGGCUUGAUCAAACCCUCGGCAAUUAGCAGACCAACCCAUAGGAAUGGAACGGCUGGACCAGCAGCAAACAAGCACCAACCCAUGAAGGCAACAAUGUCGUUUGGGGCGGGGGCUGCUACCAAUGGAACAGGACCUUCCAAAAGGACCACCAUCACACCUCAAGUUCCUAGUACCGGCAAGAGGAAAAAUCCGACACCUCGUGCAGCAACACCAAGCACCCCAGUGUUCCAGGAGAAGAAGGUGGUUCCAAAGAGGUUACUUGGUAGUGGUGCUGGCGGGAACACCACACCAGCAAAAGGAGCGGUUACACCAAGGAGGUGUUCAAUCUCAACGUUACCAAGACCAUCUACUCCUGUUCAGCCCAGCACCCCACACACCAGGCACACCAGCAUCACAGUACCCCUUAGCUCUGCUGGUCCUGCAUCGGCUAGGCGUCGAUCCGGUAUCCCCACUCCUAACAGACGAGCCAGCACCUCCACCAGACCGGCUAGUAGGCUGGCAGUACCCACUGCCAUAUCAAGACCUCAGUCAGCUCAAGCCGCCCAGAAGGAGUCUUCCAGGUUCUCCCCCCUCCUCCUCAGCCCCCUCCUGACUCCACCCCAGUUCAAGCUCUCUCCCGAGGGACCAGAACCAGAGGAGAAGGUUGCCAUCAAACCAUUCCAUGUGGACGACAGCAUCCCUCCCCCUAACGCAACCAUAAGCUCCUCCCCAGAGCUUCCCACACCAGAGCUUACCUCAACAGCAACCAAGACUCCCCAUCCUGAUAACGUGUUGAGGACAAGGACCAAUCUCCAGGAGACUGUGAAGGAGGCGGGGCCAGUGACAAAAGUGGCCACACCCAAAGAGAAGCCUUCAGUCGGGAUGCUCAUUGAUUUCGGCAGUGCUACACCGAAAGACAAGAAGGGCUCGAAGACACCUAAGCAGCUGGGUCGAGCUGCAAUCAAAGAGAACCUACUAAUCGAUUUUUGAAAGACAACAUCAAGAUCAUCUCAUCUCUAAUUGACUGGUAACAUUUCUCAUAAACUACCCUCUGAUUCAUGACCAUGUUCAUGUUGCGCAGACUGAGCAGAAGACAUGAGACCAGUCUGCGGUGAUCAAUCUCUCAGAUGGAGACAUGAUGAGAGUCACAAGAGAUUGGACUUGUCAAAGAUUGGUGUCACGUUUCAAGGCAUACAAAGAAAAAUCAAGACAUUGAUAUCACACUCUUUUGUAAAUAAGAAGAGAUAACACUCUCUGAUAAUAUGGGUGUUGCAGACACAAUGAUUUGUACUGUCUUGAUAUCAAAUUAAACAGUGCACAAUGUGAUUCAUCAGUUCAGCUAUGUGACAAGUGUUGAGAGAUGGGAACAUUACCAGUCUUAGCAAUCAGACACUAAUCAACAUGCAAAUGUUUUUAUAACAUUGCCCUUAUUUGAGAAUGAUUUCAGAUAAUGAAUUCAGAUAUGUUUAUUUAUAUCAUAUCGCUCUUGAAAUAUAAUAAUAAUUAUUCCGCAAUAUGAACUCCACUAUGGAGGGAUAUAUGUUUUGGAAGACCAAAUACAUUGUGAACUAUAUAUAAAUAAAUAAUAAACAAGUUUACUGAUCAGUUUCAUCUUAAAUAUACUUCAGAAGUUGCUCUUGGCAAGAUGAAAGCAUGUCUGAAGCAUUCUUGUUGUAGCAUCCACUAAUGUAUUCAAAUAUUCAAAUUCAUGCUUUCUAGUUUUGUACUAGUGAACUAGUGCUCAGAAAGAACUUGAAUUUGGAUACAUCAGUGUAUCAGUCAUAUACAUGUUUAUCACUAAUGUUUUAUAAACAUUGUGCAUCAUUAUAUAGUUAUUAACAACCAAUUUGGUCUUAUAUUUGUGGUUGUCCUAUCCAACUGUGAGAAUUCUUGAAUAUUUAGCCUAUUACAAAGGUUCCUGACAAAAGUUAAAUGUCGAUAUUAUGUAUUUAGCUUAUCCAUCUCAACUUUUUUCUUCAAACUCCUAUUUGUAGAGGCAGCGUCUAAAUUAAAGUGAGUUUGGUUCACUGCAAAUAUAUCUGUGUAUGUUGUGUCAGUGAGUAAAUCCAGGUUGAGUUUGCUAGAUAUUAUCCUCUGUAUUUAUCAGACUUAACAAGGAGAUGAGUAAGGACAAAUAAAUUUGUUUUAUUAAGUUUAUGUAAAACUUUGUUUCUGCUCUUGAGUCUCUUGUGUAUUCUUGUAGUAUAUAUGCUUUUAUGUAUCUCAUGACUUCCUGUCACGUAUUACGCAAAUAUACUGUAUACUGUAAACAAACAUUCCUCGUGGUAACCAGAAGAAAAA
Molecule: messenger RNA, 3372 nt
Organism: Strongylocentrotus purpuratus (purple sea urchin)
Lineage: Eukaryota; Metazoa; Echinodermata; Echinoidea; Camarodonta; Strongylocentrotidae
Product: G2 and S phase-expressed protein 1
Exons: 11
Coding region: 70-2061 (663 amino acids)
Cellular component (GO): microtubule cytoskeleton
Molecular function (GO): microtubule binding
Source: RefSeq, a predicted model, not a curated record